GAAUAGUCCACACACAGGGACAGCCCCACUGUCUGUGGGUUUCCCUGUCCUGGGAAUCCAGGAAGAGGAGCUUCAAAUAAAAGGCCCAGUGCUAUCCCGCCUUUCACUCAUUCCUGAUUUACCAGCAUCGUAAAGCUUGCUGAGAUGUUUUUCAGACUAACAAGACUGACUCCUGGAUACAUCAGGCUGCUGCAUACCCAGGCCUACCGUAAUGUAGCUAUGAUGCCCCCUGUGGAGAAGACCAUGCCUGGCAUGGCCAUGCUCCUGGGGGCCUUGGGGAUCGGGAUGUGCGGCUACAGCUCCAGGCAGUUGGCCCUCCACCACCGGCCCUCCUCUCGUGUGCUGCAGUUGGUCGGCACACACACAGAUGCCAGCACGAUGGGCACAGCGGCUCCUAAGAGCACCUUCCACGAUGUAACACGCCGGGCUGGUGCAUACCAGGAGAUCCUGCCUCCAUCCUUUGUUGGCCAGAAAGUUCCAGUGAAAUAACAUGUGAUAGUUUGGUUGUAGAUCGGCUGACAUCAUGGGUUGAGUUCGAGUAACUACACUUUCACAGGUCCGAGAUUGUAGCUAUGCUGGCCCAUGGUUCAAGUGUGGCCCUUGUGCUCUCUUGUGUUGUGCAGGUUUGGAUAUUUGACUGACCUCAACCUUUGUUGUCAGGGAGUUGGAUGUUUUGUAGAAAUAAGGAGUUCUGUGAUUAGUGCAACAUAAAACAGAUCAAACGCCGUUGGGUUGUUAAAUUAAUCUCUAAUGUUAGGAUCUGUAAAGCACUGAGAGGGCACUGAGCAGAAUUAAUGAUUGCAUGAGUACGUAAUGAUGCAGGAACCUCACGAAGACUGUAGCUGAAUGUAGCUUGGAGGAGCUAACAUGUUUAAUUUGGAGACAUUAUGUCUUUUUGAGACAUGGCGAAAAAAAGGAAUUGACACUUGGCAGUGCCCCUCUGAACACAGAUG
This is a messenger RNA of Notolabrus celidotus (New Zealand spotty), 953 nucleotides long. RefSeq lists its product as uncharacterized. The transcript is spliced from 2 exons. Lineage: Eukaryota; Metazoa; Chordata; Actinopteri; Labriformes; Labridae. The record is from RefSeq and is a predicted model, not a curated record. The coding region runs from base 145 to 489 and encodes 114 amino acids.